Molecule: messenger RNA, 5718 nt
Organism: Ylistrum balloti
Lineage: Eukaryota; Metazoa; Mollusca; Bivalvia; Pectinida; Pectinidae
Product: serine/threonine-protein phosphatase 2A 56 kDa regulatory subunit epsilon isoform-like
Exons: 12
Coding region: 297-1679 (460 amino acids)
Biological process (GO): protein dephosphorylation; signal transduction
Cellular component (GO): nucleus; protein phosphatase type 2A complex; cytosol
Molecular function (GO): protein phosphatase activator activity
Source: RefSeq, a predicted model, not a curated record
ACUGAAGUAGCAACCUACAUAACCUUCGAAGUAAAUUGGUUUUAAGGAUAUUUAUGGUGAUCUAUGGAUAUUAUUACGAAUGUAAACACUAAUUUGGAUCUUCUUCUACAAUGUUCAGGAGGAUUUGAUGGUAAAAUUGGUGUAAUUUUUUGUUAAACAUACCCUCGGCAGUUACCACGGAUUUGACAAUCCGAUUCACGAGGAGCCAUGAUGCUCUGAGGAGAAAUAAACAGUAGGCUUGCCUACUCUCAGACAUUUUAUAAAAGGAUUAUUUACUGUCUAUAUAAACUGCAAUAAUGGCAUCUAAAGCGGCGGAUCGGAUUGAUCCCUUCACAAGCAAAGUGUUGAUAAAAACUAAAAAACAAAGACGUUCUCAGGGGUCAUCGCAUUACAGGACCAAAAAUACCCCUGAAUUACAGGCAUUGCCCCACUUAAAAGAUGCUAACCCUGGCUCUGACCAGUCAGAGCUCUUCAUCAAGAAACUGCAACAAUGCUGCGUUGUUUUCGACUUCAUGGAUCCUGUAUCCGACCUGAAGAGUAAAGAAGUGAAAAGGGCCUGUCUGAAUGAGUUGGUGGACUACAUCACAGCUACACGGAAUGUUCUCUCUGAUCCUGUUUAUCCGGAGAUCGUCCGCAUGAUUGCUUGUAAUAUAUUUCGGACGUUACCUCCCAAUGACAAUCCUGACUUUGACCCAGAGGAAGAUGACCCAACACUCGAGGCGUCUUGGCCACACUUACAGAUCGUUUAUGAAUUCUUUCUGAGGUUUCUAGAAUCUCCGGACUUCCAACCAAGUUUAGCAAAGAAAUAUAUAGACCAAAGAUUUGUGCUGCAGCUUCUGGAGUUGUUUGAUAGCGAAGACCCUAGAGAAAGAGACUUUCUAAAGACUGUUUUACAUAGGAUUUAUGGGAAAUUUUUGGGUCUCCGAGCCUUCAUUAGAAAACAGAUAAAUAAUAUCUUUCUCAGGUUCAUAUAUGAGACUGAGUCAUUUAACGGAGUUGGGGAGCUGUUGGAAAUUCUGGGCAGCAUUAUAAAUGGAUUUGCCUUACCUCUAAAGACGGAGCACAGACAGUUCUUGAUCAAGGUGUUAAUACCGCUACACAAGGCUAAGACUCUCAAUCUCUACCAUGCACAGCUUGCUUACUGUGUGGUGCAAUUUUUGGAAAAAGAUGCUGCAUUGACUGAGGAGGUGAUUAAUGGACUGUUGAAGUACUGGCCAAAGACCUGCAGCCAAAAGGAGGUGAUGUUUCUCGGGGAGAUCGAGGAGAUCCUUGAUGUGAUAGAACCUGCUCAGUUCGCACGAAUUAUGGAAAAAUUGUUUAAACAGAUUUCAAGAUGUGUCUCAAGCCCUCACUUCCAGGUGGCGGAGCGGGCCUUGUACUACUGGAAUAACGACUACAUCAUGAGUCUGAUAGAGGAAAGCUCCAAUGCAAUCCUUCCGAUCAUGUUUCCUGCACUCUACAGGAUAUCUAAGGAACACUGGAAUCAGACCAUCGUUGCGCUCGUCUAUAAUGUACUCAAAACCUUCAUGGAAAUGAAUUCUAAAUUAUUUGAUGAAUUAACUUCAAAUUAUAAAGCAGAUCGACAGAAAGAGAGAAAGAAGGAGAAGGAUCGGGAAGAACUGUGGAAGAAAUUAGAGAAGAUAGAAUUUGAAAGCACACAAUUAAAGAAUAAAACAUAAAACAUUGCCAUAUUAGAAGCAGUUUUUGGCCAGCAAUGGGAAGGAAGUUUCCUGUGCUAUCAUCACUCAUACUGUAACACCAUUUUUACAUUAGCUGCAUGCCGCAACAGAUGGGAUUUGUUGGUUUUCAGAACACCAAUUGUAGGGGUGAAUGAUUUUGCCUGUGGGAGGGCUCAGUCUGUCUGAGGUCCCAGCCCCUGUUUAGGCCCUGCCCUGCUCUGGGCCCAGGGGAAUGCAUCUGUAUGUUGGCGUUUUAACACUUUUUCUUGCGCUCAUGUGUAGGAGACAUCUUCAUCACACCAGGUCUGUUGCUUCGUGAAUCUGGUGUUUUUUUUUUUUGUUUUCCAGGAGGAUAUGUCUGUUUCUUUGUUUAUCUCCCCUGCCACUAACGGUUGUAACGCCCCUGUUCUCCUACCCCCGGCCACUCUGCUUCAGUAGAGGAUAGCUGACAGUGUAUAACCAUAUCGGGGAUGUUAGUUGUUGAGCUGUGUACUGUCCGACAAGUCUCCGUAGUGGUUGAAGUGGCACACGUUUCAAGUGUGGCCUCCAGAAUGGUGGCAUGUAAACUUGUAUGGCUACCAAAGUGGCCAAUAGUCUAGAUGGAUAUAUUGAGUGGUCAUCUACAGACAGUCGUGACAGCUUGUAAGACGAGAUGACUGAGAGAAACGGCUUGGGUGGGCUACCCAUAUGUAGUGAUGGUAAACCAACACACUGGCAUCAACUAUGUUGAUCCGAUACACCUCUAUGAGCUUAUUUGAUGAUGUGAAAAUGUAGUUUUAAACAAACAAACAAACAAAAAAAUGAUAUGAUUUGUCUGAUGGUUUUGUAACUUGUGUGAAGGAGAUUAUAGAUGAAAGUCUGAUCAGUGUGAUACAUUGUAGAUUGUUUGUAGUGACUGUUUGCCUUGUGUGUUUGUGAGAGAAAGUAGAUGUGUUUUACCUGUCUAGUAUAGCAACAUUAUUAUCAUGUGUACUGGGGAAUGUCAGAUAUUCUUUUGUGUCAGGUAAAGGGGGACAAUCUGUGUGCAUGGGUAUUUCUGUGUGUUACAUGUCAUGACCUUGUCAUGGGGAAAGUUUGACCUUUUAAUCGAGGAAAAUCUUCAAUGUUGGAUAUUUUCAUCAUAUCAGGUAAUGCUGAAUUGUACCUAGAUGAGGGAAGGGGGCACUAUCAAUAAUUAUGGGAUUGAGGUUGUGUUCAGCAAGGAAUAAAUAGUUGAUAGUUCAAGCCAAACUUUGUAAUUGCUGAACAACAAUAACAGAAUUAAACAGCAUUUUGUUGUUGUCAUUUAUCAUAUGACUAGGAUUGUGUAGGCUGUCAAUUUUAGCUUGAAGCGGGAAGAUGUUUUGCUCCUAUGACAAAAACAGAUUGCUUGGUUUAGAAAUUGUUUAACUGGUAAUCUUCAUACUUAAGGUUUUUUCAUGUUAAUUAAGUUCUAACUUACUCUUAACUGCUAAAUAGAAAGUCGCUGUAUUCUGCAUGAUAUAGAUUCGGAGUGAAAGUUGAAAAUUGUUGCAGAGAUGUAUGGAGUCUGGAGUGCACUUGAUAGUAGUUUAAAGUAAUACAUCUUCAAUGUUUGGUGCGAUUGAUGUUGAUAUAUUGUGAUGGUGAUUACCACUUAAAAAAAUUCAAGGCACAGUCUCUAUAUGUUGCGGUAUGGAUAAUUCCUGUGCAGAAUGACAGCAGAAAGGUGAAAGGCUUUGUGGUAGGUUUUAGGUGAUAAUUGCAAGCAUCCAUAUCAAUAUAAAAUCUGGCUUCAUGAAUACUGGACACUUCAUAUGAACUAUACAGUUUCAUCUUAUAAUGAAGAGCUGUUUCUCUAUAUUUAUUAUUUAUUUUUUAACAUAUAUAUGUAAAGCAUGGAAUAAAUGCAUAAAGUACAUAGUAUAUUUACCUUAAUCCUGUUGAAGACUUUAUCAUUAUAUUGAAAGUCUGCUGUUUGAAUAUCAGUGUGUUAGUUAGGAAUCUGUUGUUUCUACUCCAGGUUACUAUGAUCUUAUAUUGUGAAGGUAAUGCAAGAAAAAUCAUUUUACAGGUGGAAAAGCGUUAAAGGAAUUCAUUGUUUGUUUAAAAUUUGGAGGAAGGCAAGAUAUUUAGGAGCAUCUGAUGAUGACUUAUUUGUGAUUAAAUAGAUAUAAGAAUUCUCCAAUAUUUGUUUUUUGGAAUACUUGGACAUAUUUUAGUGCUCUUACUUAAUCUAGUUCUGUAAUAUAUUACCACGACCUGUAACUGUUGGUGGUAUAUCUCGGUGUCUCUAGUGUGCGAGAGUAGUUUGUACUGUGAGUUGUCUCCAUCCAUGUCAUCACUACAAAUUUAUGGUAUUAUUGUUAUGUUUUGUUACGAGUGAAUGAUAGUUUUACUAUUUUAUUCCUAGUACAAGUGUAUAUUUACAUAUAUUUAUGUGCAGCAUGUGGAGGGGAGGUAACUCUAUGUGACACCAUCUGAUGACCAGCUGUACCUGUGGUAGCCUGCCAGGCUUGCUCCUCUCGUCUUUUAUCUGGAGUGCAUGAGCUAUGAUUUUUAAGACUGCAAGAAGAACAUUUUGAAACCAUGCAUUUGUCAGUUAACUAAUUCAUGUGGCAUGUUUUAAACUAUUAAAUAUAAAUUAUAUGCAAUAAAUUUGUUAGUGUGUGUGUGUAUAUAUAAUUAUAUAUAUAGGUGGGUAAUUCUGUACAUGGCUGUGUACUAAUACUUGAAACCAUUACAAGGUCUAGUACAAACUCUUGCUGUCGUAUGAUCUCCUCAACCCUAUACCUUCUACUGCUGCUCACAAUGCCACUGGGUGUUAAUGUGUUGGACCUUUUUACAUCCCUCAUUCUGUAAAUCAUCUCCAUCUUUCUAUUUCUUGGUAUAAUUAGACAUGUGAGUUAUGUGUCUAUACCCUAUAAGCAAAUUGAACAAAGGCAGUGCAAGUUUUCGUAGCUCCUGGGAAUCUUGGCAAGCAGAGAUAGGUGUAGUGAUGUACCCCACUCUAGCUCUUGGUAUACAGAGGUUGGUUAAAUAAUGCAGCACUAUAACAGGCAAAGAUAGCUAGAAUAGAGCAACCCUCCUUAGAUCUAGGUAAGCCAAGAUGGCUAGAAUGGUGUGACCCUCCUAAACUCCUUGGUAUGGUAGGUGGAGUUCUGUGACCCUAGUAAACUACUUGGUAUUCAGAGAUAGAUGAAGUGUUGCGACCCUCAGUAGCUCCUUGGUGUACAGAGAUAGGUGAAGUGGUGCGACCCUCAGUAGCUCCUUGGUAUACAGAGAUAGGUGAAGUGGUGUGACCCUCAGUAGCUCCUUGGUAUACAGAGAUAGGUGAAGUGGUGCGACCCUCCAUAGCUCCUUGGUAUUCAGAGAUAGGUGAAGUGGUGCGACCCUCCAUAGCUCCUUGGUAUACAGAGAUAGGUGAAGUGGUGCGACCCUCAGUAGCUCCUUGGUAUUCAGAGAUAGGUGAAGUGGUGCGACCCUCAGUAGCUCCUUGGUAUUCAGAGAUUGGUGAAGUGGUGAUGUAGUUAUGUAUGUGUAUGCAUGAGAAACGGAAUAUUCAUGACCACACAAAUCAUAUGAAGUUAGUAUAUACAAUAGGUAAUUUGUGAUCCUGUUAACUUUGAGGUGUACUAAACUUUUCAGAAGAUGUUUAACAGACCUCUUGAUGUCUUUGUAAAAACUGUUUCAAAGUAUGUCUGAAUUCUCAUUUAAGUUGAUUUAUUUGAAAGAAAAUGAGAGAAACUUUUGUUGGAGAACUCCACUUGUGAACUGUGACCUUUUCUUGUAUAAACAUGAAGAGCAUUGGGAUACUGCCUUUUAAAAUCUCGUUAGUCUCUGAUGGUUCCCAUUUACAUAAUUAUGUGAAAUAGACUAUAACAUUAAUCUGUAUAAUAGCAGUAUGUUGAAUCAGGCUUCACAUUUUGGACUAAUCCUGUGGUUGGACUGCUCCAGCACUAUACUGUGUUGUACUGUUGCCUUCAUCCUAGUCUGUUCUUUUAGUAGUUACCCUCCAACACAAGUCUGUACAUUAAAUGCCUAUUAUUUUGUAAUAUUAAAGUAUUUGCUGCUACCAAUA